Scylla paramamosain (green mud crab) is the source of this 372-nucleotide messenger RNA. Its product is annotated as zinc finger protein 558-like. NCBI's taxonomy places the organism in Eukaryota, Metazoa, Arthropoda, Malacostraca, Decapoda, Portunidae. The transcript has a single exon. The record is from RefSeq and is a predicted model, not a curated record. Bases 1 to 372 code for a protein of 123 amino acids.
AUGCACACUGAGGCACACAAACUUCCCUGCUGCUGCUGUGGGAAGCUCUUCAACAAUAGGUACAAACUCAAGCUCCAUCGCAUCAAGCAGCAGAUACAGCGUCCACCAAGGUGCCAAGACUGUGGGUGGGUGUUUGCUGCUCAGGAGUACCUUGAGGAUCACAUGCGCCAAGUUCAGAGGGAUCUGCCACUUGAGUGCCUCAUAUGCCAUCACAGGUAUCGAUCCCAAUUAGCACUUCUUCGUCAUCUUAAGUUUCACACCAGGAAAAUGGAAUAUGAGUGCCCAUCCUGCCUAGGCAGAUUUUCCUCCCCAAAUCUGUUGACUAAACACUUGCGCACAGCUCCACAACGAGCCAAUAUAGAGCCCUAUUGA